Messenger RNA from Arachis stenosperma, 423 nucleotides. RefSeq lists its product as uncharacterized. Bases 1 to 423 code for a protein of 140 amino acids. The record is from RefSeq and is a predicted model, not a curated record. The transcript has a single exon. NCBI's taxonomy places the organism in Eukaryota, Viridiplantae, Streptophyta, Magnoliopsida, Fabales, Fabaceae.
AUGGACACGGGAGUCCUAUUCUACAAGAUUGAUCCACCGUACAUCCACGAGGACCCGGUGCGCGGCGAGUAUUACAUCUACUAUGCGGUACCUCGUAUCCGUAAUUAUGUAGUUCGUGGUAGACCUUUCCAGUACCCUAUUAGGACAGCAUACUUUAAUCCUGAUGCACCCUAUGACUUUCCUUUAUCUUGGUUACACCCCGGAGGACCUGGGAUACCUCAUCCUGAGGAGCAGAUGCCACCUCCACCUGACUAUCCUCCUCCACCUGAACCUCCUCUACCUGAUGAGCCUAUACCUGUCCAGCCUAUCCAUGAGGCACCUCUUGCACCUUUUGUCCUUGAUGAGUGGGGUGUUCCUGUGUUGCCACCCGAGCUUGAUCCUUUACCUGAGCCGAUCGAGCCUCUUGUCUUUGAUGAGCAGUAG